GAUAAAAUUAAUUAGUCAUGGAAAAUAAUGGAUAAAAUGAAAGUAGAUUUUACUAAUCAAGGUUGAACGAAUUUGAAAUGGAAAAAAAUAAUAAUUAACCAAUAGAUAUACUUUAUUUACAAAAAACUAAAAACUAAUCAUAAAAAAUGGAAGAAUAAUCUAACUAUUCGGAUGACGCAUAGCUCUUAGAUAAAAAUAAAAAUUAAAAAUCUUAAACAUAGAAAAGUACUCACAGAUUAAAGAUGUUUAUAGCUUUUUUAAGUGGAGCAACCAUUGUUGGGGUUUAUUAUUGUUUUGAUCAACCAGUUCCUAUCCACGAUAAUGUUAGAGAUCGCUUUAAAGAAAAGCUAAAUAUAGACGAUGAUUAAUUUGAAGUUUACUACAAUAUUUUAUAUGGUUGUUUUUCUUGGCCAAAUAUAGUACUUCCUUUUUUUUCUGGUUUUGUUGCUGAUAAAAUUGGAAGCAGAAAGGUUCUAGUAUUUUUAACUUCUUGUGCUCUUAUUGGGUCUUUUAUUUUUUACAUAGGAUAUUAAUAGAUUAUAUUUGGAUUAAUGAUUGCAGGUAGAGCAACAAUUGGUAUUUGUUUAGGAUCUAUAUUUUCAUUAUUAAGCUAUUUUAUAAGUUUUUAUUUUUUUGGUGGAUAUUUAUCAGUAAUUAUGUCUGUUUUAUUGGGUCUGGCUAACUUUUUUGAUAGUUUGAAUGUUUCAAUUACUCCAACUAUAAUAGAUUAUGCUAGUGGUAGUGUUGCUAUUUGGAUUGCAAUUAUCACUUGCUCAUUUUCUUUUAUUAGUUCUAUAUUACUUGCACUUUUAGAUUAUUAUAUUGAAUAAGACAUAAAAAAAAAUUAGUAAGGAGAUUUUAAAGAAAUUGAGAGCUAGCAAACAAAGAAAGAUACAUCUUUAACUUAGCUUUUUAUAAAUAUAAAAUAGUUACCUACGCUUUAUUGGCUAGUACUUUCAUAUACUGUUCUUAGUCUUUGGAGUAUACUCCCAUUUUUUGGUAAUUCAACAACCAUUUUUAGUGAAAAUUAAUAUAAUGGAGACAGUGACAGUAAUUAAAAGAGUUCAUUAGCAGCUUCUAUGCUUUGGUAUUUAGUUUUACCAUUAGGUCCAACGAUAGGAUAUAUGUUAGAUAAGUUUGGGCACAGAAGCAAGGCUUCUAUAGUUGCUGGACUUCUAUCAGGCUCAGCAAAUUUAAUGGUUUUCAACCUUAAUCCUUACAUUCCAAUUAUAAUGAUGAGUUUAAGCUUUUCUACUUUUAUGAGUUCAUAUUGGAGCUAAGUUUCCUAUAUUGUCAAAAAAGAAAUUGCUGCUAGUGCAUAUGGAUUGGUAAUGACUGGUAAAUUUGGAGGGCUUGCAGCUUUAACUGCUAUAUUUGGGUAUAUGAGGAGUCAAUUAGGUACAUAUUGGUAUUCAUAAAUAAUAUUGAGUAUUUUUGGAUUUACUACUAGUAUAAUAGCAUUUGUCAUAUUCCUUGUUGAUAAAAAAGCUAACUUUGGUAAACUCGAAAAACCAAAAGUUAAAGAAGAGAAUUAACAACAAAAUGAAGUUGAAUAAUAAUGAAAUUAUUUCAACAAUCUAAUAAUAAAUAAUUUAUUUAUAAAAUUUUAUUAAUAAGCAUAUUUAAAAUAGAUUUAAUUAUUUUCAUUUAUUCAAUUUUAUAAUUUUAUUGUAUAUUUAUUUAUAUCUAUCUAUCUAUCUAUCUAUCAAAUAUAUGAAAUAGUUUC
Molecule: messenger RNA, 1726 nt
Organism: Tetrahymena thermophila SB210
Lineage: Eukaryota; Ciliophora; Oligohymenophorea; Hymenostomatida; Tetrahymenidae
Product: MFS transporter
Exons: 6
Biological process (GO): transmembrane transport
Molecular function (GO): transmembrane transporter activity
Source: RefSeq, a predicted model, not a curated record